GAUAAACUACAAGAGGAGACAAUAGCCUUACGAGAUGAAAUAGAUAAAAAUGAGGAAUUAGAAAAAAUCACUGCUGAGCUUGAAAAAGAGAAGAAGAAAUUAGAAGGAAUGAUCUUUCAAUUUCAGGAAGAGCAUCAACAAACAUUCAAAGAAUUGGAAGAAACAGCUGAAGCUCUUAAGAUUCUUGAAGAACAAAACAGUCAACUCAAAUACACUACAGAUAUGUUACAAACCACUCUACAGGAUCUGGCUGAAGAAAGAGAACGAACUCUAGAACUUUUAAAGAAACGUGACCAAGAAAACUUGCAGUUGUUUUGCACUACAGAAGAGUUACAUAAAGAUUUAAGAGAAAUUGAAGAAGAAACACAAAUGUUGUUGCAAGAAAAACAGGAACUUGAAGCAAAAGUUACUAAUAAUGAAAUUCAAGCAAAAAUGUUGGAGGAAGAAAAACAGAUUUUCAGUGAACAAGCAGAUCACUUGCUUUCCUCAUUAAAUGAUUUAGAAGCACAGAAAGAAGUGACUGAAACAGAACUUAAAGAGGAAAUUAUAGCUCGUAUGUCAGCAGAGCGCAAACUUAAGGAAGCAGAAGAAUCUUUACAACGAUUAGAAGUAGGUUUAAAAUGUGAUUCCACUAGUGUGCUGAUGAGAGAAAAGCUUCUACCUGAUGUGAAGAACUUAAAAAAAUAUUUUGAGCACAUUGCUGAAGAAGCCAGGAUUGAUGCUGACAAACCAUUUAUAAUGAAAAAUGCUAUCUUAGCACGUAAAGCCUAUAUUCAGCGAGUUAGAACUCUUCGUCUGAAAAGUGCAAGAGAAGAAAAAGAACGAUCUUUUGCUAAUAUUUUUCCAGAACAAACAUCUUCAGACUGUCGACUGCGAAGAACCCAGUCUGUGUCUCUAACAAAUACUGCACAACAGAAAAUCAAGACAUUACACAGGACGAUGUCUACUCGAGCAGCUCGAACUUCUCUACCACCAUUACGGGAUCUUGGGAAAUCUUUUCCACCCCUGAAAGAAUAGAGAAAUAGUUGUGCAAUCUUUUAUAUUAAUCUUUGAGGUUUCAGGUUAUUAAUGUAUAUUAAAUAACAGGGCAAAAAAUAACAAAACACUUAUAA
Messenger RNA from Limulus polyphemus (Atlantic horseshoe crab), 1112 nucleotides. Its product is annotated as pleckstrin homology domain-containing family D member 1-like. The record is from RefSeq and is a predicted model, not a curated record. NCBI's taxonomy places the organism in Eukaryota, Metazoa, Arthropoda, Merostomata, Xiphosura, Limulidae. The transcript is spliced from 9 exons. Bases 109 to 1017 code for a protein of 302 amino acids.